Messenger RNA from Centrocercus urophasianus (Greater sage-grouse), 1336 nucleotides. It is a transcript of the gene SLC25A14, whose product is annotated as solute carrier family 25 member 14. Bases 44 to 916 code for a protein of 290 amino acids. Lineage: Eukaryota; Metazoa; Chordata; Aves; Galliformes; Phasianidae. Gene Ontology annotation, biological process: mitochondrial transport. The transcript has 9 exons. The record is from RefSeq and is a predicted model, not a curated record. Gene Ontology annotation, cellular component: mitochondrial membrane.
GAGGCAGUGUCCGGCCCGGCGCGGCGGCGCGCUCCGCCAUGCCAUGUCCGCGCUGAACUGGAAACCCUUCGUGUACGGCGGGCUCGCCUCCAUCGUGGCCGAGUUCGGCACGUUCCCCGUGGACUUGACCAAGACGCGCCUGCAGGUGCAGGGCCAGAGCGCCGAUGCGCGGUUCCGCGAGGUGCGUUACCGCGGCAUGUUCCACGCCCUGUUCCGCAUCUGCCGCGAGGAGGGCGGCCGCGCCCUCUAUUCGGGGAUCGCCCCUGCGCUGCUGAGACAGGCGUCCUACGGCACCAUCAAGAUCGGCAUCUACCAGAGCCUGAAGCGGCUGUUCGUGGAGCGCCUGGAAGAUGAAACGUUGCUAAUCAAUGUAAUCUGUGGAGUGGUUUCAGGGGUGAUCUCCUCUGCCCUUGCCAAUCCGACAGAUGUGCUGAAGAUUCGAAUGCAAGCUCAAGGCAGUUUGUUCCAGGGUGGCAUGAUAGGCAGCUUCAUCGACAUCUACCAGCAAGAGGGCACCCGAGGCCUCUGGAGGGGCGUUGUUCCAACAGCCCAGAGAGCUGCCAUUGUGGUUGGGGUGGAACUGCCAGUCUACGACAUCACCAAGAAGCACUUGAUUCUGUCAGGCCUGAUGGGUGAUACAAUCUUUACCCACUUUGUGUCCAGUUUUACAUGUGGGCUGGCAGGAGCAAUUGCCUCCAACCCUGUGGAUGUGGUGCGGACACGGAUGAUGAACCAGCGAGCGAUAGUGGGCAGUGUGGAGCUCUACAAGGGCACUCUGGAUGGUCUUGUGAAGACAUGGAAGAGUGAAGGGUUCUUUGCACUCUAUAAAGGUUUCUGGCCCAACUGGCUUCGGCUUGGUCCCUGGAACAUCAUUUUUUUUAUCACAUAUGAGCAACUGAAGCGACUUCCAUUCUGAGAGCUAGCUUCAUUCCAUGAGUGUCAUCUUCAAGGCUCACAGCAGUGUUUUGCUGCAGCCUUCAUUUCACCAUCCCCACGUUUUGAUGUUUUGUUACGUGUGGGUCUGGAUUCUCCUCCUCCCCCACAUUCAUGGUCCCUGAAGGUUGGUUCUGACUGAAGUGUAACUGGGAGGCUGAUGGCAGGUACUGCAUGCUUUGUUCCACACAGAGGUGAGUGUUCACUGUGCACGAGUGUCUGGGCCUGAAGCAAUAUCUUCUGUGAAGAUCUGUGCAUUCCAGUGGCCUUUUGAUGCAGCUGUGGUUUGUUUGACUCACGUACUUUGUUCUGCCAUACCUGUGGGGUGAGGCUGGAAGCUGGACAGAGGUGCUGUCAUGUUUUCCUGCAACCUGUAACCUCAUUAAAUUAUUUAUUGACUGGA